Anarrhichthys ocellatus (wolf-eel) is the source of this 1789-nucleotide messenger RNA. RefSeq names its product RNA-binding protein 38-like. Gene Ontology annotation, molecular function: mRNA 3'-UTR binding. Gene Ontology annotation, biological process: regulation of RNA splicing. Bases 220 to 945 code for a protein of 241 amino acids. The transcript is spliced from 4 exons. The record is from RefSeq and is a predicted model, not a curated record. Gene Ontology annotation, cellular component: cytosol; nucleus. NCBI's taxonomy places the organism in Eukaryota, Metazoa, Chordata, Actinopteri, Perciformes, Anarhichadidae.
AAGAAGUUUGUACGCGUCCUCGGCAGCUCGUACUCGUCAUCAUCAGGUUGCUACAACUCGGAGCGGAGGUCACAGCACGAGAGGGAAGCUGCAGCGUAAUACCAGUGAAAUACUCAGUUGUGUUGGACUGAUGCUGGGACGUUGUUAGGCGCUUAGUACAUUUUUUUUUUUUUUUUUUCCCAGCCGUGCCUCUGGUGUUCUCUCUCCCACGACUGACCAAUGCUUCUGCAUCAGUUCAUGAACGGCGCCCUGGAAGUCAUGCAUCCCUCAGCGAUCCAGAAAGACACUACUUUUACCAAAAUCUUCGUCGGUGGGCUGCCGUACCACACCACCGACGCCUCACUGAGAAAAUACUUCGAGGCCUUCGGGGACAUUGACGAGGCUGUGGUGAUAACGGACAGGCAGACCGGUAAAUCCAGAGGAUACGGCUUUGUGACAAUGACGGACCGAGGAGCAGCUGAGAGAGCCUGCAAGGACCCCAACCCCAUAAUCGACGGCAGGAAGGCCAAUGUGAACCUGGCCUACCUGGGGGCCAAACCCCGCAGCAUGCAGACAGGCAUAUCCAUCGGAGUGCAGCCCAUUCACCCAGCACUCAUCCAGAGGCAGUAUGGGUUGGCCCAGCCAUACGUCUACCCACAAGCAUAUGUGCAGCCCAGCCUGGUGCUGCCCUCUCAGGUUUCCUCCGCCGUCAGCAGCAGCCCCUACAUGGACUACAGUGCAGCCUACACCCAGUACGCCCAGGCGGCCUUUGAGCAGCAGUACCCGUACGCCGCCUCCCCGGCUAGCUUCCUUGGCUACAGCUACGCCACCAGCCCCACAGCCACCACCGGUCCGGCCGCCGCAGCAACAGCCCCGGCCACCGUCCUCCCCUCAGGCGCAGGCCCGGCCCAGGCCUUCCUACACUAUGCCCCGCAGCAGCACAUCCAGCCGGACCGUAUGCAGUGAGCCUGUGAAGGAAGUGGAGCAGAAGGAGCCCUAUAGGUGGAGGUGGAGGAGGAGGGAGUAGUGGACGCAGACCUUUUUGGACAGAGGAUGGCAAAACGCCCGAUAGGGUGACCCAGCUAUCAUCAGCAGAGGCUUUCAGGAAAAAGGGUGGGUCUAUUGCACUAUAGGAUCAGAAUGAGCCGUUUGCUCAUUGUUUAAAGGGGUUGGGAGGGGUUGGAGGACUCGAGGUUCAGGUUGGGAAGCUAAACAGCAUAAAAUAUGUGGUCACUUCCAGAAGCCGACACUUCAUUUUUUUAUUAUUAUUAUUAUUAUUAUUUUUAUCGUCCUUUAUUAUUGUAUUAAUGUAAUUGUAAAUAUUUGUUUGUAUGCCUUUAUUAUCAAUGUUAUAAUGUUUAUGGCUCAAUCAGAUGUGUGUCCAUGGUGCAUAUGGAUGAGUGGAGAGCCACCUGGGACAUGUCGCACCUCUUUCCUCCCGUCUCCAGAGUAUCUGGGGCGGAUAUGAAGGGCACUGCUGCUGCUUUAGGACACUCGGGGAACAGUAAGAUAUUGGGUGGUGAUGUGGGGAGGCGUAUACGGCGAGCCUCUCAGCCGUGUGAUCCCAUCCUGGUGCCGUCCACAGUGAGGUAAAGCACUGUCUGCACCGCGAACAAACUCUCCACAUCACAGGACGACGACGAGAAAUUUCGCCUCAAGGACAAAACGGAAAGAUAGUUUCAAGUAUAUAAGACAGUGGGGGCUCCAUUGUUUUGAGACUGUGAUGUCUGGACUACACUUUUUUUUUUUUUUUUUUUAAUAUUCUUAUUCAUUAAAAAGAGGCCUUUAUAAAAGAGAAACUUCUUUUAAA